Phycodurus eques (leafy seadragon) is the source of this 3295-nucleotide messenger RNA. Its product is annotated as thrombomodulin-like. Gene Ontology annotation, molecular function: extracellular matrix protein binding; extracellular matrix binding; calcium ion binding. The record is from RefSeq and is a predicted model, not a curated record. Gene Ontology annotation, biological process: cell migration. NCBI's taxonomy places the organism in Eukaryota, Metazoa, Chordata, Actinopteri, Syngnathiformes, Syngnathidae. Bases 15 to 1133 code for a protein of 372 amino acids. Gene Ontology annotation, cellular component: external side of plasma membrane; extracellular matrix; membrane. The transcript has a single exon.
UACAGCACAGCAACAUGGCCUGCUUGAAUCUUCAGGUGCUUAUGACAUUGUCUCUACUUUCCACGUCCUCUAUCAACACAUGCUUUAGUAUGGGGCAUGCUGGCACCUGUCGGCCUUUCUGCAUUGGGAGCGACUGCUUGGUUAUCAGCCAAGACAAACUGGAUUUUAAAACAGCUGAAGAAAGAUGUCAAGCCAGGAGAGGAGAGCUGAUGACACUUCAGUCAGCAGAAGAUAAGAGAUUGCUUGAUAUCGUGAAACAAGAACUAGAUGGAAACUUCUGGCUUGGACUCUAUUUACCAACUAAUGCCUGCAGCAACCUCUCAGUUCAUAUGAGAGGCUAUGAGUGGACCUCCGACAAAGGGCACAGAGACUUUGUUCCCUCUUACAUCGCCUGGAAAGAUGACAUUCGAGUCUGUUCUCCGAGCUGUGUCUCACUUUCAAAUGAGCAAAAGCUCAGAGAGUGGUCAUGCUCAGAUAAAAUUGACGGAUUCCUGUGCAGAACCUUCCACAAAGAUGCAUGCCGGGUCCAAGAAUUAUCGGAUGUAACAUUUUUUCGGAGUUUGAAGGGAUGCUCAGAUAGUCCAUGUGAGCAAAAGUGCACUCCCGUAAAAGACGGCUUCAAAUGCUCUUGUUUCACAGGAUAUGCACCGGACAGCAAGAAUCCUAGGAGGUGCAAACUCCACUGUGCAAAGGAGAGAUGCCCCGCCAACUGUGAGAGAAACACAAACAGUGCUUGCUUCUGUCCUGAAGGCUUCAUCAUAAAUGGCAAAUUCUGCGACGACAUAAAUGAGUGCUUGAUGGGCGAAUGUGACCAAGAGUGUAAAAACACAUUUGGAAGUUUUGUCUGCGCCUGUCAAGAAGGUUAUGUACUAAGACAUGAGGUGAAAUGUGUAAAAGCGGUCAAUGAACAUUUUGUCAUAACCACUCCCUCUGUCAGAAGUUAUGCCAAGGCUGACAAUGACACUAUGAAAGGUUCCUCUCUUUCCGCAGGCACAUUUAUUUGGAUGUGGAUUUUAGCUGCGUUGGCUGUGGUUGUGAUUAUUUGUGUUGGAAGAUUUUAUGUGAUCAGGCGCCAGAAGCACAGAGAGCAAAAUGCCAACCAAGGGUCGAGUGCCCCAGUGGAAAAUACUUAGGGCCUUAUUUUCUUGGAUGGCGUAAAUCUGGCGCAGAGUUGCGCUGCUCCUGAUUUACGCCAUUAGUGGGUUAGACCGGUGUUACACCGGCAAAUCUGUUACUGGGGGGGGGGGGGACUGUGCCACUGUGGCACAGUCAUUCAUUUGCCUCCAAUCAACUUCAUUUUCCUCCAAUCAAAGUGGCUGAUCUCAUUCCCUUUAAAUGUGGCACAAUGAAGUGAGUAGAACAUUGUCACCUCUGGCCCGUGUGGCAACAGACAAUGUGAGCGAGUAUAUGAAACGAGCUGGUGAUAACAGCUAGUGAGUUGAAUAUGUCUACGGAGCUCAGGAUCUGUCUGCCUGCGCCCCGAUCAAAUUCACAAAAAUUGCCUUGCGCCAGAACUUAGACCUGGUCCGAGCAGGCUGAAACUUGGAUCCAGUUUCUGCCACCAAAUUGUCACUCCACCAGGCACAAUUCCAAGGACACUCCCUCUCCUGCACCGGUACGCUCAGCUUGGCAUUGACUUGUUUGCCAAAUUUGCCAAAAAGCCUUCCGCCUGCACGAAAAUCAGGAAACGGCGACAUUUGUGCCCCACCGCAGAUGCGCUGUCUGUACGAAAAUAGAGCCCUUAGUGUUGAAUACAUGUCAUCAAAUAUAUAUAUAUAUAUAUAUAUAUAUAUAUAUAUAUAUAUAUAACUUGUUUGUUUCUAUUCAUUUAGUGAUUGGAGUAUCAUUAUUUAACAAAGCUUCAAAUAUUUGGUUUUCCAGUGCAUACUGUAACAUGCACACAUUUUAAUUGUAUUACAUUUUUACAAUAUUAAACAUUUCAGUACUUUUUUUAACCCCAGUAACAUUUUCAAAAUGUUUUACACCAUGAUACCAUACCAUACUAUACCAUUAUAGUUACAUUACUACUACUACUAUUAUUAGUACUUGUACUACUACUAACAACAACAAUACUAAUAAUAAUAAUAAUUAUUAUUAUUAUUCAUCCAUUUUCUAUACUACUUAUCCUCAUUGGAGUCAUGGGUGAGCUGGAAACUAUCCCAACACCCUGAAGUGAUCGUCAACCAAUUGCAGGGCACAUAAAGACAAACAAACACUCACACUCACAUUCGCACAUUCAUUCAUUGAACUUACAGGAACAUGCAUGUUUUUGGAAUGUGGGAGGAAGCCGGAGUCCCAGGGAAAACUCACGCAACCACGGAUAGGACACGCAAACUCCACACAGAAAGCCUGGCGCCCAGAUUCAAAACUGUGAGACACUCAUUCGUCCGCUGUGCUGCCUUGAUAAUAAUCAUGACAAAACUGUAUAAGCGCAUUGAAAUAGUGGUUAGCACGUUAGCCUCAUAGUCAGGAAAUUCGGGUUUGACUCUCCAUCGGAACGUCCGUAUGUGGAGUUUGCGUGUUGCUGCUCUCUCUUUUCUCAUGCAAAUGAGCCGGCGUUGGGCCGAGUACUAACGGUUACCCGACAAUCCAUUUUCGAUACUUUUUGUCCUCCGCAGGUAACGGCAGCCUAUCCCAGCUGACUUUAGGCGAGAGCUUGGGUAAACCCUGGACUGCUCGACAGCAGGGCGCCCAUAUCGACAAUCGAACACUCACACUACAUUUACACCUUCGAUUAAAUUAAAAGCCUGUUUUUGGAAUAUGGAAGGAAACCAGUAAGCUCCACAAAAAGAUGUUUCAAACGCAGAACUCCUAAAUGUGAAGCACACAUGCAACCACAAUUUCACCAUGCUACUACAUUGACAGAUGUAAUCAGUACAGUAUUUGUGUUGUAUGUUUAGUGGUACAAAUAUUUUAUUUGAGGAGAUUUUGGAAGCAAAUUGUCAUUUUAUGAAUUUACUAUGAUUGGGAAUGUAUGCAUUAUACACUCUUGUAUUAGGUCUGUGGGAACACUGCUUCUGCUCCGAAGUAUUAAAGCUGCUACAUUUCUGUUAACUCAAUUUGAAAUGUCACUAUCGUCUUCAGAGUGGGAGACACAUUGUUAUUACAGACUAGUGAGUGAUGUAAGACUGUCAUUACUUAAGAUGGGAACCAUUGGGCCUCAUUCACUAAUAAAUGCAUCGAAAUAUUCUCACACUGUACGCAAUUUGAGUGUAUACGCAAGAUCAUACGCAAUCUGCAUAACCGCGCCCCUGUUUUCCUGUAAAAGGUGAGCCGAUGCACACACGAGAUUAAA